Molecule: messenger RNA, 2069 nt
Organism: Silurus meridionalis
Lineage: Eukaryota; Metazoa; Chordata; Actinopteri; Siluriformes; Siluridae
Exons: 8
Coding region: 38-1597 (519 amino acids)
Molecular function (GO): protein binding
Source: RefSeq, a predicted model, not a curated record
CCCAAGAUGGCGGCGGUUGGCGUGUUUCUUGGCGGUUAUGGCCUAUCACGAUACGACCCAGGAGAGCGAGCUUCUGGAGCAUUUCUCCUGUUUAUCCGUUAACGAGGAGGAAAGUUUCACCACAGACGAUCCCCUUGACUCGUGUAUAAACCCGGGUUUGUUGUUUUUAAGUGACGAGGUGCUUAUUGUUAUUUUAAGUCACCUGGAGCCGGUGUCUUUACUCAGACUCGGCAGCACCUGCUGCAGGUUGUUCCGGGUUUGUUCCUGUGACUCUCUGUGGACUCGACACUUCCAGGACUCGUUCGGGGUAGGCCUGCCGAACAUCACCACCGCCGGUUACACUGCCAAAACCGCCUUCCGCUUAGUGUUCAUGUGGAGGGCGCUUUUCCGAAACGUCCACUGCAACCGGUCCCUUCAGGAGAAGCUGUUUGCCGAAGUGCCAUUCCCUCCGCAUGCCUACUGGACUCAGUGGCUCGUAAUGGAGGAGCGAGUGCCUUUACCUGCCGCUCAGCUCUCAUGUGCUGAUCUGGAGAAGCUGUGGGGGACGCCGCGAGACCUGUUCACAGAGAAACUUCAAGAGCAACCAGUAGGUGAUGAGAUGCUCAGGUUGGAAUGGCGGGAGCUGUAUAACCUCGCUGUCACUCACCAUGGCAGCACGUCCAUGCUUUUUCACUAUGUACUUAAGCAGCACCAAAGCAGUGACCAUUCUGAACUGGCGUCGAUGUACCGCCAGUACACCCAGUGCAGGUUCCAGUGGCUCUUUACCUACUGGCUCUUUCGCCAGCCAACUCCAUUAAACCGCCAGCUCCGAGCCAUUUACCUGCAGUGGAGGAAACACAGCAAGAAGAAGGUUUCCACAUGGGGGGAAACGGUGUGUGAUGUGAGAUACUUGGCCUCACUUCAUCCCAUCACCAGUGACUACUGGAGGGGCAAACUGGCUCGGGGAGAUGAGAACAUCGGGAUUCAUACAGUCGGAAACUACUUCUCCAUGUGCAAGUCACUAGUGGCCUGGAUCCUGGGCCGUGACUGGGGCAGACUGAAACGCAGAAAGGUUUACGAGGACACUCUGGAUGGUGUGUACCUGCUGCUGAAGAGAGAGAUGCAGGAGAGGCUGGUGGAUCACGAAAGGUUCUGGCAGGUGGCCAAAAUGCAGAUGACCAGAGUAUGCACUCUGGAGGAGACUGCUGUGAACUACGUCAACUGGAAGAUGAUCGAAACGCUACCUUAUUACAAGCUGUACUUGGUAUCUGGGAAUGGCGUGUACCUGCAGCACGUUCAGGGAUUCCUACGCAGGAAGAGGAUGCUUCAUGACUGGAUCUACCUGGAGGACAACACCUGGCUCCGAGAGCUGCUCCCCGACGAGCUCUUCACACUGCUGGAGUUUGACACCAAGCUCACUCAGGGAAGUUUGCACGGUGCCUCUGCGAGCGCUCAGCUCAGUCGGCUCAUCUGGCUGUACCUGCACUCAGGUGACCAGCUCUACAUGGACGGAGUGAAACAGACGGUGCUGCAGUACGUUCACGCACGACUGGCCAUCAGCGCCAGCGUCCUCUCAGCAGACCCCUGGCAGCCCGUCCUCAGACCCAUCUCUCCAUGAACCCGGUCCUGGACUUCAGGUGGCUUUAUAUUUUACAUGGUUUUUUUAAGGGGACCACACGUCCAUUUUUUUAAAAUACUUUUUUAAAAAUUUUGAUAUUUAUUCUUUUGUAUAAAAGACUCUGAAAUCAUGGACAUUUUAGGGACUGUAGAAUUUUAAUCACUGAUGGAUCUGGCUGGAGCCACUUCAUAUGUACAUUUUUACUCAUUUGGGAAGUUUGGGUUUGUUCCUUGGAUGUAUUUAAAUAGCAUACAAUCAUUAACAAAUUUUUGGUUUUGCUCUUUUUUUUUUUUUUUUUAUCAUGGCAAUUCUUUCCCCUUUUGUGUAAUUUUUUUUUUUAAGUGCAACAUUAUGGAUUACAUACUUAUUCACAAACCCUAGUUUUUUUAAGUCCUUGAUUAACCACCAGGGUUUGUGGUUUUGUCUUUUUGUUUGUAAUCCUGUGACUAUUAAAGUCCCUUUCAACUCCAAA